Molecule: messenger RNA, 3409 nt
Organism: Syngnathoides biaculeatus (alligator pipefish)
Lineage: Eukaryota; Metazoa; Chordata; Actinopteri; Syngnathiformes; Syngnathidae
Gene: sun2
Product: Sad1 and UNC84 domain containing 2
Exons: 16
Coding region: 314-2182 (622 amino acids)
Biological process (GO): nuclear envelope organization
Cellular component (GO): nuclear envelope; meiotic nuclear membrane microtubule tethering complex
Molecular function (GO): protein-membrane adaptor activity
Source: RefSeq, a predicted model, not a curated record
GGCUCAAACACCGGAAACAGAGUCACGUUAAUGACGGCGAAUACGUCGAUUGGCCUUGUGCGAUUGUAUUAAACGACAACGUUGCUGCAAACGUGACUAAACAAAAAGCUUGGAUGUAAAUAAAAUGUUCUAUUAAGGCUUAUCAAGUAAGACCGUUAAAAAAAAAAUCGUGACUUUACGUUCAAAAUGUCUUUAUUAAGCGCUCUCAUACCGGAAGCAGCUGUGUAGCUCCCUUUGCUUAUCUUAACCAAUCUUCUGUCAAAAUUCAUAAUCUUCUCUGCAAGUUGGGUAAGACCACGACGCCUGUUGAGUCAUGUCUCGCAGGAGCUGUCGCCUGGCGUCCACGGGCUACUACAACUCUGAUGAGGAAUCCGACUCGAGUAGCGUAACCAACAUUUCGUACAGAGAGAACCCCGUCAAGGUUUUCAAGAAGAAGGCCGGAACCCGGAAGGCUGCCUCCCGGGCCUCCACCAGAACCGGCAGCAAUGCCAGCACGAGCAGGCUCCAGUCGCCGUCCAACACGGCCAGGAGACCUUCGCUGAGCACCCAGACAAGCCUAACCAUGGGGAGCGUGUCCUACACAACCCCCAGGCCCACCCCCCGGCCUUCCCUAACACCGGCGUCGUCGACCGCGCACCAGACCGCCCCCCGCCCUCCCGCGCCUCCACCGGAGAGGUUCCGCAGCUCCGGCCAAGCCGUCGUGUACCUACGACCGGACCACAAAGAGCAGGAUAAGAACUGCGUAGACAGCUCGGGCUACUCGUCCUCCGAAGGCAUCAACUUUAAACCCCCGACGCCGACGACGACGGCCACCACCGCCAGGUCCAGCACCAGCAGUGUGAAAAGUAACGACGCGGCUCCCCGUGUCGGACACAGCCGCCGAAUCAACGACGCCUUCUGCGCUGUGAAGGGCUCACUAUCAAGAUUGACCGCAAAGAUAAAGCAUCUUUUCACUGCCGAUAGAUCCCUCAUCAGCGCCCAAACAAAGACGACUUGCCUCGUCCUCAUUUUGUUCUCUGCUGUGGCUGCCUUCGUUUGGUUCCUCCCUCCCUUGUUGCCUCUGACUCUGGUGGACUUCAUGAAGGCCCCUUCGCAGAUUGCCAAGCUCAAGAGCCACUUUAUUCCCCCGGCCGUUGCACCUGCGCCAUCCAGCACCGUCAAAUCCGCAUUGGCAAAGGACGUGGUCACAGUGCCCACUCACAUUGAAGCAAAAAUGCAGCAUCUUAUGGAGGAGCUGCAGCUGAAGCAGGAGCUCCUCUACAAGAUCAAGGAGCAAUUCGAGGUGGACAUGCAGAGUAUGAGGGACGACAUGAAGGUAUUGGAGUCCAACAGUGGCCGCCAUCUGGACCAGGAGGUGACCGUGCUGGGCAAGAAAAUGGAUGAUCAAAAACGGGAUCUUAACAAGUCCCUGUCGGACCUCGGUGGCAGGAUGAAAGCUUUAGAGACUCGGAUUGCCAAGUUGUCGAAGGAAUUGUUGUCCAUCCAGUCGCAGCCUCCUUCGCUGCCUUGCCCCGACAUCUCUGCCCAAAAACAGCUCACGCCAGAGCUCCAGCAGGCUAUGGAGAAAUGGCUCACUGACCACAUCCAGGCGCAGAACGCAGUCAUCCUACAGCAGAAAGGAAUUUCGUCAGUUUGCACACAGCCCUUCGCUAACAAGAUGGCUGACUUUGCGCUUGAGACUCAAGGUGCCAGCGUGAUCAGCACCCGCUGUUCUGAAACGUAUCGGACCCGCUCGGCAUGUCUCAGCUUGUUUGGAUUCCCCUUGUGGUACCCGACGGAGAGCCCUCGCACUGUCAUUCGGGGCGAGCCGGUGCUGCUUCCCGGCAAAUGUUGGGCCUUCCACGGUGCCCACGGGACGCUGGUCAUCGCGUUGUCUCACCCCAUACGGAUAAGCCAUGUGACGCUGGACCACGUGCCGCGGCACAGCACCCCCAACGGCCGCAUCGACUCUGCUCCCAAGGACUUUGCGGUCUAUGCAAUGAAGAAGGAGGUCGAAGAAGGAACUCAUCUGGGGACGUUCACGUACAACCAGGACGGCGAGCCCACGCAGACGUUUGAGCUCCCCCCCAGCGAGGUGAUCUACAACGUGGUGGAGCUGCGCGUCCUCAGCAACUGGGGUCACAUGGAGUACACCUGCCUCUACCGCUUCCGAGUGCACGGAACCCUGGCUGCUGCGACAUGAUGCAAGACCGACUCCCCCUGGCCCCCCCACCCCGCCCUCCACACCCCUUUACCUCGGAUGAAGUUGAGUUUUCACCACUAAACAUUUGACGCUUUUAGAUAUUGGGACCGUCCAAUAAAUGCCAUGAAAUAUGGAAUGAUGUCAUGAGGAAUAAUGUCUACACAGCUGUACAGUAUAGCAAAGAUAAGAUGAAGUCACUGAUAACAUUGAAUGUAAAUAGUUGGUCAAAAUCAUUACAAAAAUGCUCUAAAACUUUUAUCCCUGGUACUUAAAUACUUGAAUAUUCUUUUUUUUUUCUUUUUAAAUCUAGCAUUGCAGUGAUCCUUGUAAGAAGCACUCAAAUUUUCUGGAUGCAAAGUCAGAAAAGUGGAAAAUGUAUUUGAGAUGAGAGAGAAUAUAUUUCAGCAAAGUCCUGCCUUGUGUGUUGCGAUUGUCACAUGAAAUAUUUAUGAGUGAUUGGGGGUAAAGUAAGGGGGGGGGUAAGAUAGUUGCAAGAAUAUAGUAUUGUGGCAAGGAAAAAAUGUCAUGUAUUUUCAGAAUAUAGUGUGUAAUAUAAUUUGUGAAAGGUUGUUUUUCUAGACUUUUUGUCUUGCUAAAUUAUGCAUUUUUAUGACUUUAUCCUCAUCAAAUUCAGAAUUGUUGAGGAUUAAAUUAGUAGCUGUCUUCCGUAACAUGACUUUUGUCUGUUGUAGCAAAAUUUUAUCCUUUUUAAAAAUAUAUAUAUUUCAAAAGUAAGGCUUGAGUUUAUUAGAUUUUUUUUUUUUUUUUUUAACUAGUUCAGGUCUAUUUUCCUAAAACUGCAGUUUUAUUUUAGCGGCGUGGUGGCGCAGCUGUAACGCGUUGGGCAAGGGGCAAUUUGAGUGUCCAAUUAAUGUUCCACGUUUUUUUGGGGAUGUGGGAGGAAACCGGAGUGCCCGGAGAAAACCCACGCAGGCACGGAGAGAACAUGCAAACUCCACAUAGGUGGGGACGGGAUCAAAUCCGGGUCCUCAGAACUGUGAGGCCAACGCUUUACCAGGUGCUCCACCGUGCCGCCCUCUUUGAUAAUCCAACAGUUCCAAACUUUCGUUUUCCUGAAAGGAAAUGCGACGAUUGCUGCCCAAAAUUUGCAUUAUAAUAAGAAGUAAGGCCAGCAGAAUUUUUUUUUUCCUUGUUUUUAUACUUUAUGACUUUGUUUGACCUGCACCAUAAUCUAUGUUAAAAUCACAAGCCAUUUCUCAAAACGCA